Molecule: messenger RNA, 1906 nt
Organism: Cyprinodon tularosa
Lineage: Eukaryota; Metazoa; Chordata; Actinopteri; Cyprinodontiformes; Cyprinodontidae
Product: transmembrane and coiled-coil domain protein 3-like
Exons: 4
Coding region: 143-1615 (490 amino acids)
Cellular component (GO): endomembrane system
Source: RefSeq, a predicted model, not a curated record
GUGACACAGAGGGCUACAGGAAAAAAGAAAGAAAGAAAGAAAUGGAUCAACAUGAGUAGGAGUUCAGCCAUGAGGAGGAAGCAGCUCCCAGUAUCCAACUGAAGCCCCUCUGCGCCUCUCCGGCUCCAGAUGGGAGGUUAUUAUGCCCGGCGUAAGCGUCACCGUGCGAAGUUUGUCUGAAGUGGAGAAAUACCUCAGCAGCCGGAUGGACCGGAGCACAGAGGGUGGAUUUUUUAGCCUGCCUUCAUCAAUGCGUCGGGGUUCUUCUGACAACAACCUGGACCUGGACCUCACAGAUGGGAGUCCUCGGUCUUCCUCCUUCUCGGAGGUCCAGCGAAGUCGCUCCUGCCUGGACAACCUCCAGCAGAAGAUCCUGAAAGUCACCGAGCAGCUGAAGAUCGAGCAGACUGCGCGGGACGCCAACGUGGCAGAGUAUCUGAAGCUGGUGAACAGUGUGGACAAGCAGCAGUUGGGACGCAUCAAACAGGCAUUUGAGAAGAGGAACCACAAGUCGUCCCAAAACAUCGCACAGAUGCAGAAGAAACUGGAGCAGUACCACCGAAAGAUGAAGGACAGUGAAGUUCUUCACAGCCCGCCUCCCAGGCCUCCCUCAGCCAAACGCAGCACCAUACCCAGGGAGUCACCCAGACAGCUGAGGGACAUGACCGGCAGCGGCCGCCACCCGACAAUGGACAAGAUCAAAACCAUCGGACCCGGCGUUUCUCUCUCCCCUCCUUUCUUUUUCAGCAAACCCAGAGAGUUCGCCAACCUCAUCAGGAACAAGUUUGGGAGCGCAGAUAACAUCUCUCACCUCAAAACCAAUCUCGACACGCCCUCUACGAUGUCCUCUGACAGUGCAGGAAAAGGGCUGAGCAGCAGCACCUCUUUGGUGAGCAAGCCCAAGUACACCAGUGAUGAUGAGUGCUCCUCCAUUUCAGCGGACAGCAACGGGAACCCCGCUGUGGGGGGGGCCCUGGUCAGACCGUUGCAGAGUCCGGUUCAGGGGCAGCAAGCAGGGGGAGAGAGUCAGGGAAGAUUGGAGCUGUGCUACGAGGAGGUGAGAGAGAUCAAAGAAGCUCAAAGCCAGCUGGAGGAGGACAUGGAGGUGAUCAAAGAUCAGUUCAAGAGAGAGUACAGUAUUCUAAGCCAAACACUACAAGAGGAGAGGUACAGGUACGAGCAUCUGGAGGACCAGUUGAAUGACCUAACAGAGCUUCAUCAAAAUGAGAUGGCUAAUUUGAAGCAGGAGCUGGCUAGCAUCGAGGAGAGGGUGGCUUACCAGGCUCAUGAAAGGGCUCGUGACAUACAGGAAGCCCUGGAGUCAUGUCAGACACGCGUGUCAAAGCUGGAGCUCCAGCAGCAGCACCAGCAGCAAACGGUGCAGCUGGAGAGCCCAGACGCUCGGGUCUUACUGGGGAAGAGCAUUAACAUCAUGCUGGCCAUCAUCACCGUCAUCCUGGUGUGCGUCUCCACCGCGGCCAAGUUUGCCGCUCCGCUGUUGAAGAGCCGCUAUCAUAUGGUAGCCACGCUGCUGGGCGUGUGCUUUUUGACCGUGUUCUGGAAGAACUGGGACCGUUUACAGUUUGCCAUAGACAAGCUCCUGAUGCCUGAUUAACAAUGUUGAGACCUUUCGGAAAAUAUCUUAGUCUGUUAGUUUUGAUAGAAGCGUCAAAGAAGAUUGGUUGUACAAUCUUCAGAAGAGGCGACCAUUUUUAGAGGUUCGUAUUUUUAAAAACAGACUUAAAUCAAAUUUAGGAUGUUUUUUAAUUUUGCUUUCAAAUGGAAUUUGAAUGUGUUUACCUCUCUGUUAAACUUAAACAAUUUGUAUGUUACAGUAAAUUGUCUCUACUUUAUCAAUGAAGUUGUCUUAAAAUUUAAUUGGUUAAGGACAGAUAAAAAAAAAAAA